Messenger RNA from Dioszegia hungarica, 3234 nucleotides. RefSeq lists its product as uncharacterized. The transcript is spliced from 3 exons. The record is from RefSeq and is a predicted model, not a curated record. The coding region runs from base 1 to 3234 and encodes 1077 amino acids. NCBI's taxonomy places the organism in Eukaryota, Fungi, Basidiomycota, Tremellomycetes, Tremellales, Bulleribasidiaceae.
AUGGGUAUAGGUGACCUCCUCGACCGUUCUCGCUCCGUACUGGCGGACGCGGCCGAGGGCGUCCGGGGCCAGCUCGUCGAGUUGAGGCACAAUGACAAUCCCGAGUCGUACAUCGGUCAAUUGCUGGGGCUUGAAGGGGACGCGGUCGAAGGCGUACACUUUGACCUCGUCUCGUUCGUCCCGGACGCGGAGGAUGUUAUUGGGGUGGCGGACACGCGAUGGGCGGGCCGGCUGUCACGGGGUCUCGAGAUGCUGGGGAUGAGGAAGGUGGAUGUGGAUCUGAGGCAGAUGCUGUUCUGGUUGGGCGUGCUUGCGGUGAUGAUGCUUGUCGCGGUAAUGACCAACCCGACCGAGGCGUCUUUCCGGACCCACCUCACCGAGCUCUCUUUCCGCCGCCACCUCGCCGCCAUCCGUUCUACCGAUGAUCACCCGUCUGACCCUACCACGUCAUUGCCAACUGCUACCGUACCCACGUCCACCGGCCAUACCCCACAUACAGACGACAGACCUGACAAAUCACCCAUACCCUCCAUUGUCACAGGUACCGACACGCCACCCAUAGCGCCCUUCCGCUUUUCCAACCAUGUCGCCAUAUCACUCCGCACACCUAUGCUCUACUUUCGCUCCCUCUUCUUCCUCUCACUAGCCAUCACUUCGCCGAUCGGACCCCCGGCUUUUCUGUCCGAUCCCCCAGCUGCCCACCUGGGCAAGAAGGGCGUCGUGGCGAGAGAGACAUUGGUGCUUUAUGUUGGAUAUCUGCGCUAUUGGGUGCAGAUCGGCGUGAUACCAAGAAAGGUGGAAUGGGCGUGGAAAUUGGUCACGGAGGGCAGCAGAGAGAAGGGGAAGAAGAGAGUUCAGGUGGAGAGGCCGGGUGUACUGGAGCUGCGGGCGAUGCCAGGAAAGGAUGACGCCUCGGCCAGUACCAGUUCGAAAGGUGCUGUACCCCUCAAUCCCUCCAAAUCGAACAAACUACACCGCAAACCCUCCAAUAACGACCUGCACGAAAAUUUGUCACUACCCCUUCAUUCCCUUCCUUCGAUUCCUAUACCCACUCAAUCCGACUCCCGCCGACCUUCCCUCGUCAAUCUCCUGCCUCCACCCUCGACCGCUUCCGAACCUGCCGACACACCUACCCUCCUCGCGCUCAAAUCCGACCUUUCCAGAUCCCAAGAUACGCUGCUGGAUCUGAAAAACCAGCUGCUAUCGCACGAGCAGACCGUCUCUGACGCUCAUGCGAACCUCCAGAGCACAUUGGAUGAUCUACGGAAUAAGCGGAAAGAGGACGAUGUGGAGCGGCAGGAGCUUAAGGGACGGACCAAGACGUUCGAGGAGCAGAAGCGGCAGGCCGAGUCUGCGCGGAAAGAGGCAGAGAAGCGGUUGCGGGCUGCCGAGGCGGGUCGGGAUGGAUUAUUGGCCAAGAUAGAGGGAGCGAAGAAGGAGAUGGUGGAUGUGCGCGCGCAGAUUGCGGCGAGUGAGCGGGCUCUACGUACUGUGAGCGAGGAAGGGGCCAAGUUUCUCGUGCAAACGAGGGAGGCGGUAGAGGGGAGGAAGGUGGAACUGGAGAGAUUAGAGGAGGAGAUGGUUCAGGUUGAAGUGGAGCAAGAGGAGUUGGGCGGCAAGGUCCGGGAGGCGGAGGAGAGGCUACGAGCGACACAGGAGUCGGUCGAGGCUGCCAAGAAGAUGGGGCCAGAGGAGGAAAUGAUGAUGAUGGCGGCGGCGUAUGAGGCGGCUGCGCAGGAAGGGUACAUGUACGGCCAGACGCAAGGUACGGGGACGGGACAACAUACACCGGCGCACCCACACUCGCAUGGCGGACAUACGCCCGCACCCCAUCCUGGCGGACACAAUACGCAUACGGCCAACUGGGCGAGCCAAGCGGCGGCGUACAUGGCCGAAGCGGGCAUGCCUCUCCUGGAUCAGAGCUAUACGGCGCGGUCCACCAACCCCACGCCCAAUCCAGCCCGGACACUCCAGGCGGCGGAUAUGAAGCGGUUGGCGGAUCUCAGCGGGUUUGAGGACUUUGGGCCAGGACCGCACCCUCAGGUAUCGGGUGAUGGGUUUGGCCAGGUACUAGGGAUGGCGGCGAGUCGGCUGAACCACACGACUCCGCCAGCGGUCGACUAUGCUUCGGAGUCGGACAUCUACGGUCUAGACCCCGGGUCGCCGAACGGCGGGAUCUCUACCUCGUUCUCGGCCAACCUUCUGCCUCAGGGCUUGUUCCGCUCGCUCGUCGGCGGUGAUGUCACUCCUAUCGACGACGAGGCGGGCUCAACGCUGUCCGAGGCGCUGAACUUCGACCCUCCGCCAAUGACUCUGCCUGUCCAUUCGGAUGCGCUGCCAGUCCACGACGCGGCGCACGAUGAGCACCACCACUCGGGCUCGGAGGAUGAGGAUGAAGCGGAGGAUAUCUGGCGAUCACCCAUGACGGAGCCUCGGCUCCCCGCCGAGCCGGAACACCCUGUCCUCCCUCCCCCAUCCGCACGAUCCAAGCGCUUCUCCUUCUCCCGCCUGCUCCCACCCACGUCCACACCUCCCGCCGCACACGCAAACCCCUCCAUCCUCUCUGGUCUCCCGGCACUACCGGGCUCACGCCGCUGGUUCUCUGGCACCAACUCUGCGUCGGCCGAGAACCUGCACGCGUUCCCGCUGUUCCAGACGAAUGGGUCGUCCGACUCGCUCGGGAACCACGCGUCGCUCGGUCUGGGCGGAGACAGCCCGUUCGCGCCGAGCGAGAAGGAGAAGAAGCAGCUUGCCGCCAAGUGGGGUCCACUGUCCAAGUAUCGCUGGGCGGCGCCUGCUGGAGCUGCCGAGUCUCCCAGCGGAGGCGGUGGUGGUGGCGGUGGUGGACUCGGCAGGUCAACGAGCAUGGACAUGGGUGCACCUCACACUCGUGGUAACUCGGCACCUACCCCUUCCGGCUCGCCUCUUCCUGAGGCCGGGACAGGCACAAGCCCCGGACAAAGCUGGAUGGCGCGGCACCUGCACGUCAACGGUUCUGGCUCCCCCUCAUCCCACGCCAAUAACGUCCACGCCAAGUCUAAAUCCCCUCUCAUCCCAUCGCCGAAUCGCGAUUCGUCAGACCUGCUCGCAGAGGACGAACUCGACUUUCAUUCGCUCAUGCCCGCUGCGAACGCGCUCGGUUCGUCGGCGGAUAGCAAGGAGGACAAGAAGAGCUUCAAGUUCUUUUCGUUGCGCAAGAGUCAGGGCGGGGCGGGGUCGAGUCCGGGAUCAUAG